This is a messenger RNA of Phalacrocorax carbo (great cormorant), 3730 nucleotides long. Lineage: Eukaryota; Metazoa; Chordata; Aves; Suliformes; Phalacrocoracidae. The record is from RefSeq and is a predicted model, not a curated record.
CUCAGCGCUGCCGGCGGGGAGCAGGCCUGCAGCCCGGUUACUUAAUUCACCUGUCAAUACCUGCCCUUGGCUCCGUGUCUCUUCAGUGACACAAGUGGGUAAUUCCUGUUGAAAUGCCCGCUAUUAAAUUCUGGCUUAAAUCCCUGCUAUCUAGUGAUUUCUGGGGUCCACCGAGAUUAUGGGAGAAUUUUGUUUUAAGGCAGAGUUUGAGUAAGGCUUGUUAUGGCAGCACAGAAAGGAAUGAAGGCGGAAGAAGCACGAAGAUAAUUAUAGGAGAGGAGGAUCGUGACGGGGUCAGGGCUUAACAAGAGAGCUGAUGCGUGUGAAGGGUUGUCUGUGCUGUUCGGUUUCCCAUAACAGGCAAACUAUAAAGAGUAAAGUAAGAUUUUGAGUUUCUGCAGUAUGCUGUGCAAAAAUACUCUAACCUACUUGGGAAAUGUAUAUCUGAAGCAAGAGGGGCUGCUAACAAAUGCUUAAAAGUGCCAGAAAGAGAGAAAUUUGAGUUGGUUAUUGAAGCAAUACAUUCUUAAAUUUGCACAAUGCAUCAUGAUCCAGCUGAGGUGGUUCACCUCACCCACAAGGAGAAAUACAGCAGAAGAGCAACUUCCUUUAACUGCCCUGCAAUUUGCAGCACAGACCUAUUUUUUUAACUGCAGUUUAAGAAUCUUGUUCAGUUAUAACUACAGCCUUAGAAAACAUGCCCCUAAAAUCAGAAUUAACGCUAGAUGUAGAACCCAAGACUACCAAUCAAGUCCCUGCAUGCUGCUCAGCUCGCUACAAUCUAGCACUACUGGCCUUUUUUGGGUUCUUCCUCCUGUACGCAUUACGUGUGAACCUAAGCGUUGCUCUGGUGGAUAUGGUAGAACCUAACACAAGCUUAGCAAAGAAUACAACUUCCAAUGUGUGCCCAGAGCAUUCCUCCACCAUAAAUGUUCCUCGCAACACAACGGGGGAAAAGUAUUCUUGGGACGCUGAUACUCAGGGAUGGAUCCUUGGCUCUUUUUUCUAUGGCUAUAUCAUUACUCAGAUUCCAGGAGGAUAUCUUGCAAGCAGAAUUGGAGGGAAGAUGUUAUUGGGGUUUGGCGUCUUUGGUACUUCUGUAUUCACCUUGCUUACUCCCUUAGCAGCAAAUCUGGGAGUUGGCUACCUCAUAGCUGUCAGAGCCUUGGAAGGACUGGGAGAGGGUGUUACCUUCCCAGCUAUGCAUUCGAUGUGGUCUUCCUGGGCUCCUCCACUGGAACGCAGCAAGCUCCUUAGUAUUUCAUAUGCAGGUGCACAGCUGGGAACUGUUGUCUCUCUACCACUAUCUGGUUUAAUUUGUUACUAUAUGAGCUGGGUUUAUGUCUUUUACAUAUUUGGUGCACUCGGUGUAUUAUGGUUCUUCUUCUGGAUGUGGUUGGUUAGUGAUACACCAGACACUCACAGGAGCAUUUCGCAUGCUGAAAGAGAAUAUAUACUCUCUUCUCUAAAAGAUCAGCUUUCUACACAGAAGUCUGUUCCCUGGACACCUAUACUAGCAUCCAUUCCACUCUGGGCUAUUGUUGUGGCACACUUCUCUUAUAAUUGGACUUUCUAUACACUUCUUACACUGUUGCCCACAUACAUGAAGGAGAUCCUGCGGUUUGAUGCACAAGAGAAUGGUUUUCUAUCUGCCCUACCUUAUUUUGGCUGCUGGUUAUGUAUAAUUCUAUCUGGGCAAAUUGCUGAUUAUUUACGGGAAAAAAAGAGCUUGUCCACUGUUUGUGUUCGCAAAUGUUUUACCCUAAUAGGGAUGAUUGGACCUGCGGUGUUCUUAGUAGCAGCUGGAUUCAUAGGCUGCAACUAUGCACUGGCUGUUGCAUUCGUGACCAUAUCAACAACAUUAGGGGGAUUUUGUACGUCUGGCUACAGCAUCAACCAUCUGGACAUAGCACCUUCGUAUGCUGGAAUUCUUCUUGGGAUCACAAAUUCUUUUGCUACUAUCCCAGGAAUGGUGGGGCCAGUUAUCGCCAAGAACCUCACUCAUAAUAAUACUGUGGGAGAAUGGCAGACUGUUUUCUAUAUUGCUGCUUCUAUUAAUCUAUUUGGAGCAAUUUUCUUUGCAUUAUUUGCAAGUGGAGAAGUUCAGGACUGGGCAGUCAGUGGAUAUCACUUGCACAGAAACUGAAGGAGAUGUUGAAAUACCAAAGCUGUGCUGAAUCCCAGUGUGCUAGAAUUCUGUGACCGGAAAAGUGCCUUCCCUACUGAUGCCUAGGAGUCUUCAGAGCUUUUCAGUUAAACUGUUUUAUCUGUAUAUCUUUUGUACUGAAAAAUCAUUUGACAGCAUAGGUGUACUAUUUCCUAACAAGAAACUACUUAUAUUAAAUAUAAUAGUUUCAUGCUAGGACUUGUUCUCAAAUAUAUGAUCAGAGACAACAUUUUAAAUCUGUGUGCUAGGCUCCAAUUCUUUCCAGUUUUUAAUGAAUAUUUUCUGAAUUAAUGUGUAGGCAGAUGCUUGUUGAUACUGAAAUGAGAGGAAAAAAGCAAAGUGAUUAUGUAGCACUGUAAGGAGGAAUGGCAUGCAAAAAACUGUACCUGAAAAAGUGUGUUGAUUUCCAUUAUGAGAUUGAUAGGUUUUUUGCUGUUUAAAAGUCUAGAAAAGCUCUAGUUUUCUACAAUCUUUUAUAAUGCUUUUAUUUUGUCAGUGUUUUAAUUGAUGCCUAAGAAAUGCACAAAUGGUUUUAUUCUAUUUUACGCACAAGUUUUCAAUAUAUAAACAUUCCCUGUUUCAUGAAUACAGCUUCACAAUUGAUACAAGCAGCAAGGAAGUAAAAUGUACUGUUGUGACUGACAGAAUAUGCCAUGCGUUACAGUUCUCUGUAGUGCAGGUUUUUUAAAUAGGCCUUAUUUUUAUUCAUCUGUGCAAAGAAGAAGCAGUGCAACUCUGGUUUAAAUCUAGGCAGUGUGCAAGAAUGAACUAGAAAUAGAGUAUCUGUGUGCUUAUCUUAAAAUAACUUUCAGGUUGGCAGUUCAUUUUUUGUCUCGAAAUCAAUGCAGUGGAAUUCUUUUGAAACUCUUGUAUGUAGAUAUAUUUGUCGUCUUGUUGGUGCAAAUGCAAUAAAAUAAGGCCAGUGUAGGGAAUAAUGCAGAAAAUCAGUUCUCUUCUCUAACAGCAUUGUUUGUUAGCCAGAUAAAAGUAGAGUAAAAAAGAACUAGUGCAAUAACCUGAUGCUGUUAGUCUCCUAUCAACAUAGAAUUUGACACUCAAGAGCAUACUUUGCACAACAUGCAAUUAAAUGCCACACAGUAGGAUUACAUGAAGUCUAUGAAAACAGUGGCCUUGGUAAGAACAAAUGGCUGAAUAAUCUUGUAGUCACGAUGCAAAGGAAAAUUCCUGUGCCAAAGAUUCCUGGAUUGGAGCAGUUAGGUAAAAAAGAAAAAUCACUGGGCCCUGGGUUUUCCAUUUACCACCAAUCCAAAAGAAAAGCCCAGUACUAAAGCUGCUCCAGUGGAGCCUACCUUCCUUCAUUUCUAGGAAAUGGCAUCUGCCUCUUCUUUUUAGCUUUAAGAGCCAUUUUGUUUUGACCUUCCUUGAAGUGUCAUGUUCUCUGAUGGUGGAACCGUAUUUAAAUCUAUGUUUGUGUCUGCAGCAUUUCCACAAUAAACAGUGUGAAGUUCAGUUUAAAUCAGUAGUUGUUCAGUGGGAGUAUGUUAAAGCUAUAUUGUGUCUUCCGUGUUUCCACAAUAAAUGGAAUUACUAUUUGCAUGUGCA